CAAAAUUAUUAUUUAAAGUGUUCAAAUUUGAUUUGCUGGCAAAAUUAGAUUGGUUGGUACGAAGAAUGAUGUAGUAGUUGACUAAAAAAGUCGUUAAGACACCUUUCGCUAAUAGUAACGACGAGCUUUAUCCCCGGGUUGCAAUUUCGGGUCGGGUCAAAACCAGUCAACCAAAUCGGUAAAUUCGCCGGAUGUAAUCCUCUCAACGGCGAUUAUGACUCCUCCUCUUCCGACGACAACAACAACCUACACGUCAAUUCCGCUUCCUACAAGCGACGUUAUCUCCCGAUCAAUCCAUAAUCUCACUUCCACCAUCUCUCGCCACCGUCCCUGGUCAGAACUCGUUUUCUCCGGCGAUUACUCUCUCCCACGGCGAUUCUCCUCUCUUCUCCUCCGAUUAAAAACGAAUUACCACUACUUCUUCGUCAACUACGCGAUCAUCGUCGCCGCUUGUACCGGGCUAGCUCUCAUCACAGCUAGUCCCGUCGCGUUAGUCGUCGUCGGCACGAUCAUCGCCUUGUGGCUUCUCUUUCACUUCUUCCGAGAAGACCCACUUAUUCUAUGGAGCUUUCAGGUCGGUGAUCGUACGGUGGUGGUGUCUCUGGUCUUAGCUUCCUUAUGGGCCGUUUGGUUCACUAGCUCCGCCGUGAAUUUGGCUGUUGGUGUUGGCAUUGGAUUGCUAUUGUGCAUUAUACACUCCGUUUUUAGAAACUCCGAUGAGCGUUUCCUUGAGGAAGAAGAUGCUGUUACCGGAGGCUUGAUCGGAUCUAAUCGCCGGUGAUAUUUUCCGGUCAUUCUUGCCGUAAUUUUAUAUUUUCCCCGAAUUGCUUUGUGAGAGAUGUUCAAAUUUUUGUUUUUUUGUUUUUUUCCCAUUUUUUUAAGUUUCUUUUGCUUCCUCUUUAAAAUUACUAUUUUUUUCUUACCGAGUGGAAGCUAUUUCAUUGUUUGAUUUCUUGUGAUUUUGUGUGUUGUGAAUUUGAGUUUGAUGAUCUAAAAAUUCUUGAUUACAUGUUUGUUUGUUUUUUUCAA
Capsella rubella is the source of this 1029-nucleotide messenger RNA. RefSeq names its product PRA1 family protein G2. The transcript has a single exon. Gene Ontology annotation, biological process: vesicle-mediated transport. The record is from RefSeq and is a predicted model, not a curated record. Gene Ontology annotation, cellular component: Golgi apparatus; endoplasmic reticulum. Bases 215 to 781 code for a protein of 188 amino acids. Lineage: Eukaryota; Viridiplantae; Streptophyta; Magnoliopsida; Brassicales; Brassicaceae.